AUGGGGAAGACGUGGGAACAGUCUGUCUACUGCUCAGAUUUCUCCGGCCGGGAUUGGGGCAGCAGGCUCCAGCUCAGCUCGCGGGAAUCCGGAAUCUUCCCAGAGGCCCGACGACCCGGGCCCAAGCCCAGGAGGGGUCAGGAGGUCAAGGGCGUGUGUGGGCUCAUAAGUUGCCUGCCUUGGGGGGUGGAGAGCAUCUCCCUCCUGGGAGACUGUGGUCUGGCAGGUCUGGUGGCUGCUGUUAGCUGGCCGGGGUACCAGAACGAAGGCAUCUGCAUCAAGUGUGGGCUUGGUAUCUAUGGAGCAAGGCAGGCGUGCCAGGCGAUGGGGAGCCUGUAUCACACCGACUGCUUCAUCUGUGACUCCUGCGGGAGACGGCUCCGCGGGAAGGCCUUCUAUAAUGUGGGCGACAAAGUGUACUGCCAGGAAGACUUUCUGUACUCCGGGUUCCAGCAGACGGCUGACAAGUGCAGUGUGUGUGGGCACCUCAUCAUGGAGAUGAUCCUGCAGGCUCUGGGCAAGUCCUACCACCCAGGCUGCUUCCGGUGCUCCGUGUGCAAUGAGUGCCUGGACGGGGUGCCCUUCACAGUGGACGUGGAGAACAACAUCUACUGUGUCCGAGACUACCACACGGUUUUUGCACCAAAAUGUGCCUCCUGUGCCCGUCCUAUCCUCCCUGCACAGGGCUGUGAGACGACCAUCCGUGUGGUGUCCAUGGACAGAGACUACCACGUGGAGUGUUACCACUGUGAGGACUGUGGGCUGCAGCUGAGCGGGGAGGACGGACGCCGCUGCUACCCCCUCGAGGGCCACCUGCUGUGCCGCCGCUGCCACCUGCGGCGCCUC
This is a messenger RNA of Fukomys damarensis (Damara mole-rat), 846 nucleotides long. RefSeq names its product WT1 interacting protein (gene Wtip). The annotation marks the transcript as partial. The record is from RefSeq and is a predicted model, not a curated record. Lineage: Eukaryota; Metazoa; Chordata; Mammalia; Rodentia; Bathyergidae. The transcript has 9 exons. Gene Ontology annotation, molecular function: transcription corepressor activity. Gene Ontology annotation, cellular component: P-body; transcription regulator complex; nucleus. Gene Ontology annotation, biological process: response to hypoxia; negative regulation of hippo signaling; positive regulation of miRNA-mediated gene silencing.